Molecule: messenger RNA, 2937 nt
Organism: Nelumbo nucifera (sacred lotus)
Lineage: Eukaryota; Viridiplantae; Streptophyta; Magnoliopsida; Proteales; Nelumbonaceae
Product: protein ALTERED PHOSPHATE STARVATION RESPONSE 1-like
Source: RefSeq, a predicted model, not a curated record
AAACUGUUAUUCUGCGCUGCUCGGGUGCUCUCUCCAUCUCCCACCCAAGACAAGAGUGACCCAACUCAGCUGCAUUUUGGAGCAACAGUGCGCCUAAAAGAGCCUCACAGAAAAAGAGGGCAAAUCGCCAUUGUUUUCGUGGUUUUUUUUAACAAGAACUACACCAGCAUUGCGAAGAAAAAAAUAAUGGAGUAGUGGUUGAAUUUGUAGUGCCAAAAACAGUACCUUUUCCAGCAAACGAAGAAGGAAAGGUUAAAAGAGCCAAGACAGGAUUUAGAGGAAAACAGAGAAAGAGACAAAAGGACUCACCCCAUCUUCGCUUCGAUACAAGGGAGAAAUAUCAAUGUGGAGAAAGAUGCUCACUUGUUCACUGGUAAAAAUAGUAGCUUUUGCAUCAAACAUACUAGGAGAGGUGAAACCUUACAAGAUACAACAAACUCAUAGAGAUGCAGCAAAAAGAUGAGAAGCUCUGUUGCUCAUUGUGUAUCAAAAGGCAAAUGUGGUUUUUCCUCCAACCAAAGUAGAACAAAGAAUGGUCCCGUAGAUGUUGUAGAAGAAAGCAAGCACUAAUUUCUGUCCUACUUCGAAAGAGAAAUAGCUACGAGAAUAGGAAACCCAAUUGCAAAUUUGACUGAAAAGUUAACCAUAGAGCAAUUUUUGUUUAAAAUGGGGGAGUAAAGAAGAAGAAGAAGAAGAAGAAGAAGAAGAAGAAGAUGGGUUGCUGUUACUCAAGAGUGGAGAAAGAAGAAAUGGUCUCGCGUUGCAGGGCUCGAAGAAGAUACAUGAAGCAGUUUGUGAAGGCCAGACAAGCCUUCUCUACAGCACACACGUUAUAUCUUCGAUCCCUCCGAGGCACCGGUUCUGCUCUGCUGCAGUUCGCUAACGCCGAAACCAGUCUCCACCGUCACCACGAUCCCCAACACCACCUGCCCCCUAUUCUUCCUUCACCACCACUCCCACCGCCAACUCCGCCGCCUCCACCACCACCUAUGAGCCCGAGUUCCGAUAACUGGACUUCCGUCACUGCCUCUCCUGCUCUACCUCCUCCACCUCCACCGCCACCUUCAAGUUGGGAUUUUUGGGACCCAUUUGCUCCCACUUCGUCAAGAUCCGUCACUGAAGAGGAAUGGGAAGCCACCACAACCGCAUCCGAGGUCCCCGUUCCUACGGCUGGGGCCAGCGUAGCUGCUCCGCCUUCUGUUGUCAGUGUGUAUUCAAAAGAUACCAAGAGCGAACUUGCCAUGGUGGUCUCGAAGAACAGUAAAGAUCUCGUUGAGAUUAUUAAAGAGCUUGAUGAGUAUUUCCUCAAGGCAUCUGACGCUGGAGGCCAUGUUUCAUUGCUCUUAGAAGUACCACAUUGUGGUUUUGCUGCUCAGAAAACGACAGGGAAGGUUUAUAACUACGGAAGGAGUCUGAGUCCAUUGAUAUGGACAAGGGGUUCAAAUUCGAAAUCAAGCAGUUUCGGUAGGUUGGGUGAGGAAAUAAUUGGAGUUGAUAUUGGUAGUGGAGGUUUUCCCAGUACCAGCCACUCUUCCACCGUAGAAAGGCUCUACGCUUGGGAGAAAAAACUUUACCAGGAGGUCAAGAAUGCCGAGACUAUUAAGAUUGAGCACAAGAAGAGGGUGGCCCAGCUUAGGAAGCAAGAGGUAAAAGGGAGAGACUAUGUGAAGAUUGAGAAGAGCAAGAAAGACAUUGAGAAGUUGGAGUCAAGAAUGGCUGUGUCUUCUCAGGCCAUAGAAUCUUCGUCUGCUGAAGUUGCCAGAUUGAGGGAGACAGAACUCUAUCCGCAACUCCUUGAACUAGUGAAAGGAUUGAUGUGCAUGUGGAGAAGCAUGUACGAGUGCAACCAAGUCCAAACUCACAUAGUUCAGCAGUUGAAGUUCCUUAAUACUCCCAUUACAACUACAUAUGCCACCUCUGAGAUUCUUCGUCAAUCAACUCUCCAGCUUGAGCUUGAGGUUCAACAGUGGUACUCAGCUUUCUGCAACCUCAUUCAAACCCAAAGAGAUUACAUCCAUUCCCUCACGGGAUGGCUCCGUCUCAGCCUCUUCCAGUUCAACACUGACUUUCUAACCAAAACCAAACAGAACUCAGCAAUCUACUGUCUCUGUGAAGAUUGGCAGCUUGAGGUGGACAGAAUUCCAGAUAAAGUGGCAUCUGAAGGGAUAAAAAGCCUCUUAACAGUAAUUCAUGCAGUUGUGGCUCAGCAGGCAGAAGAGCAGAGACAAAAGAAGAAGUCAGAGGCUGCAUUUAAAGAGCUUGAGAAGAAGGUAGUUCAACUUAGAUCUUUAGAGUGCAAGUAUGGCCCAUUUUCCAUACUUGAAACAUCACGAACCUCAAGACACAGGGACCCAGUUGCAGAGAAGCGAGCUAAGGUGGAGAUUCUGCGAUCCAAAGCUGAAGAGGAGAAGACAAAGCAUGAGAAAUUGGUGGGUGUGACGAGGGCAAUGACACUGAACAACCUGCAAAUGGGGUUUCCAAAUGUCUUUCAGGCAAUGACUGGUUUUUCCAGUGUAUGCAUACAGGCCUUUGAAUCAGUGUCUAAUAAGUCCAAGAGCAAUGGUCAAGGCAAUGAACUGAAGAGGAUACUACCGUAAGUAAUGGCCUGUACCUCUAUGUUAUUAUCCAUGUGAUGGGACUCUGUAUAUAUAUGUGCAUCCCCAUUGUGAAAUGGAACCCAGAAGCUUAACAUCACGUCGGGUGGUAGGAUUCCAUUGAAAAGUGGGGAUAAACUAAAAGUUUGAGAGAUGAAAAGUGGCAAUCGUUGGGUUGCAAUGUAUGCAAGGAAAUGUAAGGAGUUUGCUUUGGGUUUCAUACUAACCAGUGACUAGCUUUUUCAUGUUACAUAAGACCCAUUUUCAUUGGGGUGUAAGGCUGUUCCUUGUUUGAUAUGUUUGAUUUUCAAGAGAAGUUUUCACAGGUAUUUGCAAUGGGAUA